ACAUCAACACUUUAGCACAAGCUAAUCAAAAUGUCCGUUAUGGAUGUCUUACGUCCCGCUCUUAUUAAUAUAAAUGGACGAAUAUAUCGUAGAAAUACAGUUAAAGAAGAGGAAUACUAUGAGGAAGAAGAGGAUUUCUCGAAUAUGGAAACGCCAGAGCGGGAGGAACUUCUAGAUGAUGAAACAUGUGACAGCUACUACAUAGAACAAACAGACAGAGGAUACCGCUGUGCUUUAGAUGUCCCAAGUGCUCUUUACAAAUACAUCAUUGGGAAAAAAGGAGAAACACGCAGACGGCUGGAGUCUGACACUAAAACAUCCAUCAACAUCCCUAAACAAGGAGUGGAAGGACAGAUAGUGAUCACAGGCUCCCAAAAAGCCGCAGUCUCAUCGGCAGUCACUCGAGUGGAGGUUCUUGUGGAAAGUUUCCGCAAGAAACAGCCUUUCACUCACUUUCUAUCGUUCCCUCUGAAUGAUCCAAAAAUCCAAGAAGGAUUUCUUAAAUUCAAAGAUGAGGUGCUGCUGCAGUGCUCUCAGGAUUAUGGAGUUGAGGAAAGCAUUUUUCAAAACCCUGCAAAGCUUCAUCUGACUAUUGGCACCCUGACUCUACUAAAUGACAUGGAAGUGCAGAAAGCCUGCGCAUACCUUCAGGAGUGUGAAAGUUUCAUCAGGGACAUUGCAGAAGGAAAGUCUCUGUUGCUGGAAGUGGCCGGUAUAGAGUACAUGAAUGAUGAUCCAGGCAUGGUGGAUGUCUUGUAUGCCAAAGUCAAUGUGAAAGAUGGAUCUGACAGAUUGCAAAUGAUCGCAGACCGGCUGGUGGAACAUUUCGUCUCUGCAGGGCUGAUGGUCCGAGAGUGGGACAGAGUGAAGCUGCACGGCACUGUGAUGAACACCCUGUUCAGAAAAGACUCUGCAGUUAAAGAAACGGGAGGAGCAGGAAGACAAACCACAACUCAAAGAGAGGCUUUUGAUGCCAGGAACAUACUAAAGAAAUUUGGUACUUACAGUUUUGGAGAGUUUGAGCUGAACACCAUCAAACUGUCUCAGAGAUAUUCAACAGACUGUACGGGAUACUACACAUCAGCUGGGAGUAUCAUCUUCUCCUGAAGAGGAUGAUAGAAAUAUGUUAUUGUGCAAAGGACCCCAUUUGAAAUCAUUUUAAGAGGAAUCCGAGGAAGUUAUAUAGUUUGUCCUGUAGGUGGCAGCAAAGAGUUUAUUUUCUACUCAUGGAAAUGAUCUCUAUCUGUAAAGGUUUCAAUCACAUUUGUUCCCUUUGAGAGUUUGAUGCAGAAAACUUUUGAUAUUUAACAAUAAAAAUUCAAAGGAAAAACUGUCUGAACUUUCAAUUGAAGAUACUCGGAGCCUGAAGGUUUUUUAGUUUGGUAAUUUAGUCUUCAGGGAGUUGACUUGGUUGAAGUUGUGUGACUAAAAACAGAGUUAAAGCAAAUAUCAAAGAGAAAAUGCAUUCAAAAGAAAAAGUAAUAAAAGCUGGAAAUCACUGAAGACCUGCAGAACUCAUAAAAACUUUUGUCUUUUUGAGCGAAAAGAGAAUUGUAUUGUUUUCUUCUAUUGAGUUUGCUUCAAACUAAUAUUUAGGUAUGCUUUUUAAAUAAAAUUUAUAUCAAAUGACAACUAAAAAAAUUUGGAAAUGUAAAACCAUUUUUAAAGCAAACUUGUAAAGGAAACUUACCUUUUCUCAGUAAUUAUUAACUCAAAAUGCACAAAAACCCUAAAAAAAAAUGAAAAUAAUUUUGAAAGAAAAACCUCAUCCGGAAGUCAGAUAUGAUUGAAUGAUCCAUCUCCCACCUCGUCAUAGAAGAAGUCGGUGCAGAAGAGUGCGUUUAAUAAUUUAGUCCUCCCUGCACCACCUCACCUGACAGAUGUAGCAGCAGAAAAAUGCUGUCGUCCUUCAAUCUGCUCUGUUUCUUUAAGCAUUCGUUAACCUGCACAGAGUCUCACUGCUUAAAUGUAAAUGUAGUUGUAUUUAUAUGUUAUAAAAAAAGCUGCAGUGUCACACAAAUCCUGAAAACCUGCUUCUCAUAUUUCUGUCUGGUGAAUGUGUUAACACGUCACUGAGACUUUUGAUCCCCAUCUAUGAUUCCCAGUAUUCCUAGAAUAUAGGAAAUGUAAGACGGAGACCACAUGUCGGCGCUUUGUUGUUAGACUUUAUCUUCCACCAUCGGGGAAGCUUUUGCCCGCCAUGCAGAAGGUGAAUCCUGCAGCCUAAAGGUUGCACAGAUAAGAAGUGGCUUUUGUGCUAUUCUGGGCUGUUAUGCUAACCAUUGCAAAAGUGUUGUGAUUUGCAUUCGUUUCCUAGAUAUCAUUAAAUAAAGUAAAUCUGCCUCAGUAAAACAGUAUUGUUUUGUAUGCAGACCAACAGCCCAAACUAACAGAUGCUUUAUGUCACAGCAUCCCUCACAACAGACAUCCUCCUUACUGAUAACAGCUGAAAGAUCACACAUCAUCAUAAAAAACGCAAGAUAACAGGAAAUAAUAAAUGUUUAGGGUUUAUUAAUCUGCACUAGAAAUGCAUUUUUAUUUGAUGGAAAAAGCCCAUUUAUGACUUGAUGCUAAGUCAUUUUUAUCCAUAAAGUAGCACUUUAUAGAUAAAAAGCAAACUAAAUGCAACCUAUUCUUUCAGUUUUUACAAAUUCAGGGUUUUUAAUUCAAUAGAGGUCAUUGUGAUAUGGGAGGCGUUCACCAAGUAUGUGCACUAAUAUAUAAGAGUGGUCUGUCUAAACGCUAAACCAAGAAAAGUAAGAUUGCAAGUGAGUUCAAAAAUUUUUUAUACUUGGCUCAAAGUAUGUAUCUUUUAAAUAAAAGUAAAUAUAUAGAAGUUGCAAUUAAGAAAAGAGAAGACGUGCUCAAUCAUUAGAUUGUACGUCUUGUACAAAAUCCAAUAAAAUAAUGAUACAGAAAAGCAAUAUACCCCAAGAACUGACUGACAUACGCUGUUCUAUUUCCACUGAGGAGUAAAGAUGAACACUCAAAAAA
This is a messenger RNA of Oryzias melastigma (Indian medaka), 2994 nucleotides long. It is a transcript of the gene ascc1, whose product is annotated as activating signal cointegrator 1 complex subunit 1. Lineage: Eukaryota; Metazoa; Chordata; Actinopteri; Beloniformes; Adrianichthyidae. Gene Ontology annotation, biological process: regulation of DNA-templated transcription; DNA alkylation repair. Bases 31 to 1107 code for a protein of 358 amino acids. Gene Ontology annotation, cellular component: nucleus. The record is from RefSeq and is a predicted model, not a curated record. Gene Ontology annotation, molecular function: RNA binding. The transcript is spliced from 9 exons.